This is a messenger RNA of Aptenodytes forsteri (emperor penguin), 1212 nucleotides long. RefSeq names its product ATP-dependent 6-phosphofructokinase, muscle type. Gene Ontology annotation, cellular component: membrane; 6-phosphofructokinase complex. Gene Ontology annotation, molecular function: ATP binding; monosaccharide binding; 6-phosphofructokinase activity. Gene Ontology annotation, biological process: fructose 6-phosphate metabolic process; fructose 1,6-bisphosphate metabolic process; canonical glycolysis. The transcript is spliced from 9 exons. The record is from RefSeq and is a predicted model, not a curated record. Lineage: Eukaryota; Metazoa; Chordata; Aves; Sphenisciformes; Spheniscidae. The annotation marks the transcript as partial.
AUGGUGGCCGUCCCCGAGCUCUCCCCCGAGGCCUCCCGGCUCCUCGUCUCGGCCGCGCUCUCCCUUGCCGCCGUCCUCCUCUUCCUCACCUUCCUCCCCCCCGCCCCGAGGGGGGGUUGUACCAAAAUCAGAGGGAUCGUACACAAAAAGGUGGGGUUUCUCCCCACGCCGGUGGUUUGUUGCCGGCGUUUGGCCCCGCGGGGAUGUUUUGGGGGGAGACCCAGAGGGAAAAAGGGGGUGUCCCACCCUGCGGCAGGGGGGAUCACGGCGGAGGAGGCAAAGAAGUCGAGUUACCUGAACAUUGUGGGCAUGGUGGGCUCCAUCGACAACGACUUCUGCGGCACCGACAUGACCAUCGGCACCGACUCGGCGCUGCACCGUAUCAUGGAGAUCGUGGACGCCAUCACCACCACGGCCCAGAGCCACCAGCGGACCUUCGUGCUGGAAGUGAUGGGUCGCCACUGUGGCUACCUGGCGCUCAUCACUGCCCUGGCCUGCGGUGCCGACUGGGUCUUCAUCCCCGAGUGCCCCCCUGAGGACGACUGGGAAGACCACUUGUGCCGGAGGCUGACAGAGACCCGCCUGGGCGGCUCAAGGCUGAACAUCAUCAUCGUGGCCGAGGGCGCCAUCAACAAGCAAGGCAAGGCCAUCACCUCCGACGACAUUAAAACCCUGGUGGUGAAGCGUUUGGGAUACGACACCCGGGUCACCAUCCUGGGCCACGUCCAGCGCGGCGGGACGCCCUCCGCCUUCGACCGCAUCCUGGUAGGCAGCUCCCUCCCACGCGGCACCCAAGACGUGACGACGGCGAUGAACGAGGGGCGCUUCGAUGAGGCCCUGAAGCUGCGGGGACGCCCGCGGCGACACCCCCUGCCUCGCUGCCCGCAGGCUUUCACGGGCAGCCUGGAGCUGAUGGAGGGGAGAGCCAAGUACGAGGAGCUCUGCAUCCCGCUCUGCAUCAUCCCCGCCACCGUCUCCAACAACAUCCCCGGCUCCGACUUCAGUAUCGGCGCCGACACCGCGCUCAACACCAUCACCACGACCUGUGACCGCAUCAAGCAGUCGGCGGCCGGGACCAAGCGCCGCGUCUUCAUCAUCGAGACCAUGGGCGGCUUCUGCGGCUACUUGGCCACCAUGGCGGGGCUGGCGGGCGGCGCCGAUGCCGCCUACAUCUACGAGGAGCACUUCAACAUCCACGACCUGCAGGUUGGG